GCCUCCCGACCUGCCCCUCGGCCUGGGCCCACCCCGCGCUCUGGCGGCCCCACCCCGGCGGCGCCGCCCGCCCGCCCGCGCGUCUCUUAGUCCACCUGCAUCAGGCAAGCCAGCAGGCUUCCCCGGCUCCGCGACCGUAAAGCUCUCGGCGAGCCCGGGGUCUGGGGGCCCGGCGGAGGGAUCCACGGCGGCUGAGGAGGCGGCGCUGAGCCUACGAGGAAGAGGCGGCUACGGCGGCGGCGGCUGUGGCAGCAGCGCAUAAAGGGGCCGCCGCCGGGUGAUGCGGUGACCGCUGCGGCAGGCCCAGUAGCUGAGUGGGCCUCGGCCCUCAGCUCGUCGGAUCCGCGCUUCGGAGCUCCCGGUCUUCUCCGGCCGGCUCGCGACCGCUCGGGCGGUCUCAGGCCCCCCUCGCCCCUUCCCCGUCCCUCCCCCGUCCCCGUCCCCGCCCCGGGGGCCGUCGCCACCGUUUCCCACCAUGGCUCUGAAGAGAAUCCACAAGGAAUUGAAUGACCUGGCCCGAGAUCCUCCAGCACAGUGUUCAGCAGGUCCUGUUGGAGAUGAUAUGUUUCAUUGGCAAGCUACAAUAAUGGGGCCAAAUGACAGCCCCUAUCAGGGUGGAGUGUUUUUCUUGACAAUUCAUUUUCCAACAGAUUACCCCUUCAAACCACCUAAGGUUGCAUUUACAACAAGAAUUUAUCAUCCAAAUAUUAACAGUAAUGGCAGCAUUUGUCUUGAUAUUCUACGAUCACAGUGGUCUCCAGCACUAACUAUUUCAAAAGUACUUUUGUCCAUCUGUUCUCUGUUGUGUGAUCCCAAUCCAGAUGAUCCUUUAGUGCCUGAGAUUGCUCGGAUCUACAAAACAGAUAGAGAAAAGUACAACAGAAUAGCUCGGGAAUGGACUCAGAAGUAUGCGAUGUAAUUAAAGAAAUUAUUGGAUAACCUCUACAAAUAAAGCUAGGGGAACUCUGAAAGAGAAAGUCCUUUUGAUUUCCAUUUGACUGCUUUCUAUGAGCCCACGCCUCAUCUUCCCCUGUGCACAUGUUUACCUGACACAGCAGUGCUGCGUGUUGUACAUACUUGGAACAACAAACUAGAAAUACUGUACUUCUGUACCAACAUUGCCUCCUAGCAGAGAAGUGUGUGUGUGAGAAGCCAGUUCUCCGGGCAUAACCUAGGUGUGAGACUAAAAGCUUUCCUUAUUGACCUAAAUUUGGAUAAUGGCAAGAUGUGAGGGGUAGUGGGUACACAGUGUUUGCUUGAUGAGAGGAAAAAAGCUCCAGUGACCCGUAGGAGAUUGUUUUUAAGUGGAACCCAUCUAAUCUCAAACAGUCAUAAAAAGCACGGUGAAGAACAUGAAGCUGUUUCUGUAUUCAUUUCACCCUGAAGCACCUACAACUUAGGUGAAUGUUAUGACCAAACAGAUUAGACUCUGCCUACACGCUGUAUUUAAGGUCUGAGUUUGACUGAUCAACAUUUAAAUGGACUGGAGCUGUUAGUACAUAAAGUGUGGUGGACUUUGUUCCCGACACUUUCACAUCUCCCUGCCCUUUCAGCCUUCUUCCUUUUAGUCCCUUUCCAUAAUCUUUGGUUUGUAUGUGGUUUCUCAGUUAAUACAUAGCUAAUAGCUCUUAUUUUUCUUAUGUUUUUAACUGCUUUAGGCCUAUUUCGAUGUAAGGGUGAAAAUUCAUUUGAUGGAAAUACUUGUGUAUAUUUAAAGACCCAGUUGCUCCUCUGGAGCUUGUACGUUCAAGAAUGAUUAAUCUGUGUAAUAAACUGAUUACUACAGUCAUUACAUAUAAUUUUGUGUGAAUAGGCUUUUUGAUUUAAAACUUUGUCUAGUUAAGAUUAGUGGUGGAUUUUCUCCUCGACCCUGAAAUGUUCUCAUUUAUAUUUGUUGCAUUUCAAAAUCAUGAAACAAUUCCAGUUUACAUCGUAAACAAGAUAGGAAAGUAGUUUAUUAAAUAAGAUAGAGGCAUAAGCUCAAAGGCAUUUUCAUGAAACUUAUGUGCACCAUUCCAGGAACAUGACUGUUAAACUAAAUAAAUUUGCUUUGUUAUGAAACUGAGCAGCAUUUCACCAAAACCUUGUGAUAGUCUCUUGGUACAUAGGACAUAGAACACAAAGGUGUUGCUGUUUGAUAAGUUAAGCCUCUGUGAUUGUAAUCAUAAAAGAAUAACUGACCAAACCUGGGAAACAUGAGCACAAUCUUGUAUUGGAGACUCUACAUAAUUACUUUGCACUAACAUUUGCAGGAUGUUCAUUGGUUUUAAAUUGUACUGUAUGUGGCUUUUUGAAGUCUUCCCUUGACUCUAGUAAAAUGUAGUUUGAAAUUUGUAAACAACUGUUACCCAGAAACAUUCGUGUGAACUAGGCAAGUUACCUGCCCUCACCCCUUCCCUAACCUGACUGUAAACCCGGCCAGCCUGAAGGCCUGGCUGACGCUCUCUAGUCAUCAGCGUCUUUGGAAUGCAUCUUUACACUCUUGCACACAAAUGAGGAAUAAAUGUCCACUGCUUUUGGUUUUAAACUUG
Microtus ochrogaster (prairie vole) is the source of this 2531-nucleotide messenger RNA. RefSeq names its product ubiquitin conjugating enzyme E2 D2 (gene Ube2d2). The record is from RefSeq and is a predicted model, not a curated record. NCBI's taxonomy places the organism in Eukaryota, Metazoa, Chordata, Mammalia, Rodentia, Cricetidae.